AUGUCUCCUCUGCAGCAAAAAGCCACAUCAGGUUCUAUGGAGGAGAAGGGCCGUGUCUUCAGGCUGCUGGAGAGUGGGGCCGUUGGGGACAAGGGGCUGCGGGAUUUGUCUCUCCCGGAUUCUCUUUUCUCUCGUAUAGCUGAUAUUAACAUCACCCACUUGCUGCAAGUCCUUCAAGAGCGCCAUGAAGGUACUGUACCCAAUGGGGGUGCGGGGGCCCCUGGGGGCCCCCUGCAGGCGGAGGGGCCCCCUGGGGGGGGCCCCCUGCAGGGGGAGGGGGCCCCCGUAGGGGGCCCCCAAAAGGCGGAGGGGGCCCCUGGGGGCCCCCCGCAGACACCUGAAGAGCGGUCUGAGCGCAUGCAGCAGGAACACCAGGAGAAGCUGCGUGCUGCUGCGAUGAGAGCUGUUGAGGAGAUAGAGAGGGGGGGGGGAUAG
Molecule: messenger RNA, 435 nt
Organism: Eimeria mitis
Lineage: Eukaryota; Apicomplexa; Conoidasida; Eucoccidiorida; Eimeriidae
Exons: 3
Coding region: 1-435 (144 amino acids)
Source: RefSeq, a predicted model, not a curated record